Pyrus x bretschneideri (Chinese white pear) is the source of this 886-nucleotide messenger RNA. Its product is annotated as probable ribosome biogenesis protein RLP24. Gene Ontology annotation, cellular component: nucleolus. The record is from RefSeq and is a predicted model, not a curated record. NCBI's taxonomy places the organism in Eukaryota, Viridiplantae, Streptophyta, Magnoliopsida, Rosales, Rosaceae. Bases 189 to 677 code for a protein of 162 amino acids. Gene Ontology annotation, biological process: ribosomal large subunit biogenesis. The transcript has 5 exons.
CCCGGAAUUGCCCAGCCCAACUAUUACUAAAACCCUAAACCCGACUUCUCUCUUCUUUCCCCCCUCCUCUCGUCUCCUGCGACGUCUCUUGCAGGCGCUUCACCUUCUCCCACCCCUCGCCUUCCUCUCUCUCUCUCUCUCUCUCUCUCUUCUCAGUCGAAAGUAGUACUAUAUAAUCACAGGACGCAAUGAGGUUGGAAAAAUGCUGGUUUUGUUCCUCUACCGUAUACCCUGGACAUGGGAUUCAGUUUGUUCGCAAUGAUGCAAAGAUUUUUCGAUUCUGUAGAUCCAAAUGCCACAAGAACUUUAAAAUGAAGAGGAAUCCUCGUAAAGUGAAAUGGACUAAGGCUUAUAGGCGGUUGCGUGGGAAGGAUAUGACACAGGACUCAACCUUUGAGUUUGAGAGAAAGCGAAAUAGGCCUGAGAGAUACGACAGGAAUCUUGCAGAAAACACUUUGAAGGCAAUUAAGAAGAUCGAUAAAGUCAGAGUGGAGAGAGAGGCCAGACACCACAAGAAUAGGAUGAAGGGCAAGAGUGCUAAGGAGCGCAAUGAGGCAAUUAAAGAGAUUGAUCAGAGCACCAUUUUGGUCAAAGCUCCGAGUGCGCUACAACCAGAGCCAUCACUCGUCAAGGUUUCCCAAUUGCAACUCGACAAAAACGUUGCCAUGGAGGAGUAAUUUUAUUGUUGCAGCCAUGGUUUUGUGUCUCUUUUGCGUCCACGGUUCCAUCAAAUAGCAAGACGGUUGUUUGUGUGGAUUGAAGUUUUGGAUCCCGAUUUCCUUUCAUGAAUUGUAGCUACUGAUUUAAUCUAAAUUAUGUUUGUUGAGUCCCAGAUUUGCUGUAAACAUUUAUAACAAGAUAUGCUAUAUGUAGGUUUUUGAAUUUA